ACUGUUCAUUCCUUCUCCUCUAGAAAUAAAAAAGUUAUUGCGUUUGAGUCAUGUACCGCACAUUUUGAACAGAAUGCAUGUUGUUCGCAUUGUAGUUGUCCCGCCUGUAGCUAGAUGGCAGAGUCUGCCUUGUACGUUUUGCCUGACACGAAAGAAGAAGAAACUUUGACUUCCUGAAUUAACAAACUGACAAACUAAGGUACAGAGGUUACUGUCCCGAGACCAUCGCUGGAAAACCAAAAGUGAUUGCUGUAAGAGCUCGUCGUGUUACCGUUGGCUGAGCCUUUCCAUAGCAUGAUGGACACUGAGGACAUGAACAACACUGAGGAGAUAGUCACACCGUCAGACAGCGCUUCUCUCGGGGAUGCCGUGUCUGGCAGAGGACAGAGUGGCACUAAUGAAGAUGAAGAUGAAGAUGAUGACGACCUGUACUACAUCCCUGAGAGAAGACCUUCUCUGGAUCUGGGGCCGAGUCCAAUGGAUACCAGCCACUGGCAUUUUGUGGACCAGGCCUUUCCUCCAGCUCUGAGCUACAAAUCAAUGAUAAGUGAGGGGAGCUCAUGCAGCAUGAACGACGAAGAGGGAUCCUCCACCAGGGUCCAGCUAAACAAAGCAGAUUCAUACUCCAGCUGCUACUCCAUGGACAGUGACGAUUGUGAAAAGCUCAUCCCCAAGGUUAAAAGCAAAGAUGAUGCUGUCUCAGAGCUUCCUGAUACACCGGAGGUAAUCCAAGUCCCAAAAGAGAGCCGGCAUCCUUCUCUGACAGUGGCUUUCACUUUCAAGGCUAUUUCUAAAACCCUCGGGAAGCUGUCCGAGGGGGACUUUAAGAGAUUCAAGAUUAUGCUGUGGAAGCAUUACCCACAGUCAUUCAACACUCCUCCGCAAGGCAUGGACAUGGUGGACCUGGUGGACCGCUUGCUCGAGUGUCACGACCUGGAGUCGUCUUUGCAGAUCACCGAAACCCUUCUUGGGGAAAUUGGGCAAAAGGAUUUGAUUGAUUAUCUCCAGACGUUGUGCCUCAGAAAUGAAGUACGUCACGAUUUAUGCAAGACUCUGAAGAGCAUAUACGGUGAAGUAUGUGAAGAUUUGGCCGAGCAGGGAGAGAAGAGGCCCGUUGACGAUGUCUUUGCUAAUCUCUUCAUAACAUCGACGUGUGAUAAUGGCCCAAAUAUUGAACAUGAGGUCAUGACCAUACCGAAGCUGGACAGCAACCGGAAGACAGCGAAGCUGCUUUCUACUAAGGAUAUUUUGAGCGCUGAAAGGGAGGAGAAAUCCUACUUAAAGUUUGUGCUGAUCACAGGAGUGGCAGGGUCGGGGAAAACUAUGGCAGUCAGAAGGUUGGUCCUCGAUUGGAUUGAAGAGCGGUCCCACCAACACGUGUCCUUCCUGUUUCCUUUGACGUUCAGAUACCUUAAAAACUACGAGAAUUCCAAGGUCUCCCUGUUGGAAAUACUGCACACGCUCUACCCAGAAACCAAAAAACUGAGGGAGGAGGACUAUCAAUGCGAGGAAUGCAAAAUGAUGUUCAUCGUUGACGGUCUUGAUGAGUACAAAGGGGAGCUUGACUUUCAUAACACUUCAACUAUCUGUAACUAUAGAGAACCUGUCACCUUGAACGUUUUCGUGGUCAAUCUCCUCCGAAAUAAGCUGCUCUGGCGCGCCCUGUUCCUGGUCUUUUCUCGGCCGCAAAUAAGACGCUGCGUUCCUUGGGAUACACGUCAUGAUGAAAUAGAUGUACGCGGUUUCCGUGACGAAGAAAAGGACGAAUACUUCAAGAAGAGAUUUAAGGUCCCAGAUCAAGCAGCUCGCGUUAUUGCGUACAUGAACUCCUCCAAAACCCUCCGCAUCAUGUGCCACCUGCCCGUGUUUUGCGUACUGGUGGCCGAUGAGUACCAGCACGUGUUGAAGGAACAGGGGCCCCGGGCGGAGCUGCCCAGCAGCAUCACCUACAUGUACACAAAGUUGCUGCUUGCACUCACACGUCAGCGUCGCACAUUUAGAGCUCCACAGCAAAGCCCAGAUAAAGAGAGAGAAUUCCUCAUGAAACUUGGGAAGUUGGCAUUCAACAUGCUGGAAAAAGGCAUGUUCAAGAUCACCAAGCACGACUGGAAAGAAGAGAAGGAUGACAUUGACAUCGAGGAGGCAGUGAACAACAGUGGCCUGUGCACACAGUACCUCACAACGCCAUUUGUCUUGUAUACUGAGAAUUCCAUCAGCUUUAUUCACCCCACCAUGCAAGAGUACCUGGCUGCCUUUUAUGUGUUUUUCUCCUUCAGGAACCAGGGGAAGAACGUUUUUGAGCAGCAGCUGAAGGACAAGAUGAAGGGGAUGUUUAAGGGCCACAAGACAAUGGAGCUGUACAAGAGCGCUGUGGACAGAAGCCUGCUGUGUGACGACGGCAAACUGGACAUGUUCCUGCGUUUCCUGUUUGGCAUGGCUCUGAAGGCCAACCUUGAUCUUCUCCAACCCUCCAGCACAUCUACUGUGAAGUGUUCGACAUUCAUUGAAGAUGCUGCUGCCCUCAUCAGGAAGAGGAUCAGAGAAAACGAGUAUCCUGACAGGAAGAGCAACUUGCAGCGCUGCCUGGAAGAGGUGGGUGUGCAACCCUCCAAGGCAGCAUCCAGUUGAUCCAACUUUUAAACACUGAUCGCUUUGCAAAAUAGUUUGGAAAAAAAAUAACUGCUGUGGCUUCCACUGAAUUCUAACAGGAGGAAAACUGUUUAAGACUUGUCUGUCUUGAUAUAGGAACAUGUUUCUCUCCUAUUCAACCAACAUGCACUUACGGAGCUUUAUACUGAUGUACCAAAGAUUUAGAAAGAGAAUCCUUUAAGGGGAAGGUGUUAGUUAUUGUGUGGACAUGGAUUUAAAGAAGCUGAAAGAUACUAAAGGGAUUUUGGGAGAAUUUUGUUCCCCUGUUUUUAUACAAUCAAAUAAUUUUGAUGGACAUUUAUUAUUGCUUGACGUGACUUAAAUUCCUAAAAGCCUCUUUAGCUGCACUAUUAUCACCAACUCAUGAGCAACAUGCCUAUUGCCCUUAGUCAUAAAUAGUAUAAUUCAAAAUAUGUAAAAAUGUAAAUAUUUUUGCUUCUUUAAGUUUUGUUAAUCCAUUUGUAUUGCUUGUUGGUCGCUUGCAUUAUUGUGGUGUUCUGUAAUGCAGUAAUCCUAUUGGAGAGCUGCAGCUCUGUAAUUGUUUAUCAUACACAGCUGUUGAUCACAUUGUAUGUUAUACAGGCUAUAGAAGUGGUACACAUUGGACAAAUAUUCUCUUUGGUAUAAAUAAAGCCGUUAAAUAUCUGGGGAAACCACAGGUUUCCCAUAAAACAGUUUGAAUGAA
Molecule: messenger RNA, 3334 nt
Organism: Etheostoma cragini (Arkansas darter)
Lineage: Eukaryota; Metazoa; Chordata; Actinopteri; Perciformes; Percidae
Gene: nlrc3l1
Product: NLR family, CARD domain containing 3-like 1
Exons: 7
Coding region: 295-2628 (777 amino acids)
Source: RefSeq, a predicted model, not a curated record